ACAACGUGACGUUCUGAUUUUGGCAGAUGUCACUCAAAAUGUCACAUGGCUGGUUACAAUGUAAAAGUGGCUUUAAUAAUAUCCUCCUCCGAAAAUAACCCUGCUGACAAGAGAAAACAAGCCAACUGAAAGGCAUUCAUCAGCGUCUUUUCUCCAACCACAGAGUCUCCUGAUGAGAUCCCGUCCUCCUGAACCAUCGGCUCUUAUUGGACUCAUGCAGAUGGACGUGUCUGUGUUGACCGAGCUGUCGAGGCUAAUAGACCUGACAGAGCCCAGGUUCUGCGUGGCGGUCGUUGCGAUCAUCUUCAAUCCUUUCUUCUGGAAUGUGGUUGCCAGAUGGGAGCACAGGACUCGAGGCCUGACCCGGCUCUUCGGUGGCCCGUAUGUGGCCUGUUAUUCCCUCGCUCUUCUCAUCCUCCUCCUCAAUGUGUACCGUAGCCACAGCAUUACAGUGGCCAUGAAGGGUCAGUCUCGCUGGGAGCUGCUGGAUAAUGCUCAGGUGUAUUACACUGGAGCUGCUCUCCUCAUACUGGGAUCUCUGUUCGUCAUCAGCAGCUUCAUGGCUCUGGGCGUCACUGGCACUUUCCUGGGAGACUAUUUCGGCAUCCUCAUGGAUCAGAAGGUGACCAGCUUCCCGUUUAAUGUGACGGAGAACCCCAUGUACUGGGGCAGCACCGCAAACUACCUGGGCUUGGCCUUAAUGAAUGCCAGUCCUAUAGGGGUGGUCCUGACCGCAGUGGUGGCCGUCUCCUACAGAGUAGCUAUUACAUGUGAAGGACCAUUCACUGAGGAGAUCUAUCGGCAGAGGAGCCAGCGCUGCAAGCACAACUAAAGAUGAAAUGUGUGUGUAAAGAUAAAGUGUGUGUGUAAAGAUGACCCCAGACUCCCGAUCCGUGCUAUUGCAUGGGGAAUCACGCGGAUGCACAGCACACACUUCUUCAACACUUCGACUGCAAUGUUUAAGAUUUCAUUUCACACAGAAGACAAACCGUGAAUGCAAUGACAAUCCUCAAUUGUAAUCUGUAGUUUGACAUCACAUAUAAUAACCAUAAAAUGUUUUUAUUCGCUCAAUCUGUUCCUAAUGCACAUGCAUGCUGAAAUCCGCUGUUUUAGGGUCCAGUUAAACGUACUUCGAUCUGUUUUAUUUUUGCGGAAGCACUUUUUUCUUUCCAAAGGUAAAUCUAAUCUUUGAGCAUUUACACAAACUUCCUCGUUUUCCACUGGCGCUGAUCAGGGAUUCACAAACGUCUUUUUGUCAGCCAAACCCCUUAAAUGUGAAAUAUGUAAUUGAAGUAUGACUUAAAUAUAAUAAUUCAACAACAUAUUCUCAUUUUCUUAGUUCUUUGAUGUCAGAUAAUGGUCACACAUGAUGACAUGACAGUAAAGUAAAUAAAAUAUUUAAUGAUUUUGUCUCUAA
Messenger RNA from Pimephales promelas (fathead minnow), 1417 nucleotides. It is a transcript of the gene pemt, whose product is annotated as phosphatidylethanolamine N-methyltransferase. Gene Ontology annotation, biological process: phosphatidylcholine biosynthetic process. Gene Ontology annotation, molecular function: phosphatidylethanolamine N-methyltransferase activity. The record is from RefSeq and is a predicted model, not a curated record. Lineage: Eukaryota; Metazoa; Chordata; Actinopteri; Cypriniformes; Leuciscidae.